AUGGAUUCAUCAACACAGAUACAAUUAAAAAUCAAUGCACUUGAUAUAAUAAAAAAUUUUCGUGUACAAGAAUUACAAGCUGUACUUGAUUAUGCACGUCUUCCUCGACGUGGUAAUAAAACUGAAUUAUUUCAACGUUUAAAAACACUUAUAACUUCAAAUUUAACUGAACAAUUAAUCAAGAAAAUUGAUCAAAUAAAUUUAUCCCGAAUUAAUUACCCAAGAACAAUGCCGAUAUCAUCUUCCUUACCAAAUUAUCAUAAUAUACAUUCAAAUGUUAUGAUAUCAACACCAGUAAUUGAAAAUCUACCAUUACCACAACAAAUUCAAUAUGUUCAAUUACCUUUUUUUGACAAAAUACGUACAAUUGAAUGUAUUAACAUGCCAGUAGAUAAAAAAAUAUUUGCUCCUUUACGUUUUACAUUAAAUGAUUAUGACGUGGAUUUAAUUCUUAAAGGUGCAGCUAAAGUUUUUCUUCGUAUUGCUCCAACACUUAUUCAUGAUAAACAAAAUGAUGUUUUACCACCUUAUAUAUUUAUUCAAUGUAACGGUCAACAAGUAAUUAAUAAUAAUAUAGCAAAAACAGUUGGUUCACAAGCGCAUUCAAUCGCAUUUCCAACAGAUAUAACUGACAAAAUAAUUCCGAAAGCUAAAAUACAUAACAGUUUAAAUUAUCAUUGGCUUCAAACCCCAACAAAUAUGUCAUUUAAAAAUUUACCAAUAUCUUAUACAUUAACAAUACAACUUUGCCGUUAUAUUCCAUUAGAUAGUUUAAUUGAAAAUAUUUUAAAACGUGAACCACAUUUAAGAAAAAAUGAUAAUCAUGAUAGUGAUAUUGAAGUAGAAGAUACAGGUUUAAUGGCAACACGACAUCGUGUAUCAUUAAUAUGUCCAAUAACACAAUCAUUAAUUAAUGUGCCUACAAAAUCAUCUUAUUGUUUACAUCUAACAUGUUUUGAUCUUCGAUCAUUUCUUCGAAUGAAUGAACGACGUUUACAAUGGUCAUGUCCAUUAUGUAAAAAACCAGCAUCAUAUGAUACAUUACAUGUUGAUAAACGUUUACAAACUAUUCUAUUAAAUGUUCCAAAAAAUUGUUCAACUGUUGAAAUUGAUUCAUCAAAUAAAAAUUUAUCCGAUUGUCAAUAUAUAUUAGAUAAUGUUAGUAAUACUGCAUUACAUCAAAACGAUGACGAAGAAGAAGAAGAAGAAGAAAUACAAGGAUUAUUGUGUAAAUCUAUAGAUAAAUCCGGUUGUCAAUCAACGUCAAGUGAUUGUGUUAUUCUUUCAUCUGGUAGUGAAAAUGAAGAUGAAGACAAUAAUGAUAUUGAAGAUCAACAUAGUCAAAGGAGUAAUUCACCAGCUCCUACAACUUCACAUUCAAAUGAUUUAUGUAAUCAAAAUAAUAAUAAUAAUAAUAAUAGUAAUCAACAAAUAAAUAAUACACAUCAAUCACCAAAGAGCAUACAUUCAUUACAAUCACUAACAACAUCAAAUGUUGAUGAUGAAAGUUAUUGGGAAGAUAUUGCAAAAUUUACUUAUGACUUAGUACCAAAUAGUAAUGAAGAAAAUUUAAAUCGAAAACGAAGUAACAGUUCAAAUUCAUCUUUACUAUCAAAUAGUGAUGAACAUCAUCAGAAAAAACGAACAAAACGGUACUCAACUAGUAAAUCACAAACGAAUGAUAUUGAAGUCAUAACACUUUCAUCCAGUGAUAGUAGUGAUAAUGAUAAUUAA
Molecule: messenger RNA, 1734 nt
Organism: Adineta steineri
Lineage: Eukaryota; Metazoa; Rotifera; Eurotatoria; Adinetida; Adinetidae
Source: the annotation of a GenBank genome assembly